Molecule: messenger RNA, 2899 nt
Organism: Ixodes scapularis (black-legged tick)
Lineage: Eukaryota; Metazoa; Arthropoda; Arachnida; Ixodida; Ixodidae
Exons: 13
Coding region: 245-2272 (675 amino acids)
Source: RefSeq, a predicted model, not a curated record
CUCGCACCGGAGGAGAGGGCGACGUGGGAGGAGCUGUCUUCUUCCCCCCACCGGUGCCGCCAUUCACCGGGCGGCCUCCGCAGCACCAGUCGCAGUCGGGGACACGUGCAGGCACGUCCGCCCCGGUCUUCUUCUCGCUUUUGCGUGCUUGUGCUCCGGGAUUGCCGACGAUCGGUGCACGGUGCCGUCGCCGGAUUCGCGUGGUGCGUGCCCUUGCGAAGGGGCUCCAGCGAGGCUCGGACCCAUGGCUUCCCACCGAGCCGCCCUCGCGGCCCUGACUCUGCUCCUGCUGCUGCUGCCCGGAGGCAUGGCGGUGUGCUACUUCCCGGUGGAGCUGCACGGCACGUUCCUGAUGCAGACGCAGGCCACGUCGGCCUUCGGCGGCUCCGUCGUGUCCUACUCGGAGAUCACCGUCGAGGUGGACGCCAUCCCGCCCUGGGGACGCUGUCACCGGCGACGGGGACACCACGUCAUCCUUAGGGACAGCACGGGCACGGAGGACUGCAUGCGCUGCUUCCACCUGACCCUGAAGACCCCCAACGUGAUCCAGAUCCACGCCGAAGGGUUGGCCCGCUGCUACACCAACGUGGAGGCGGCCCGAGCCACGUGUCCGGACGAGCGAGCCGUCUCGGAGAGGCGCUUCACCGAGAUCAUCCUGUACAGAAAGCAGUCCCCGGACCAGGCUUCGGGAGGCAGCCCCACGGUCGGCGCGGCGUCGCAGCCGGCGGCCCUGCACGAGAUGUUCUGCCCGAUCAACGGCCGCUACCGCUUCCAGUACCGGGCCAACGGCGAGGAGUUCCGCUGCGCGGAGCCCUUCUCGUCCGAGCUGAGCAACUGCCCCAGGGGCAACGGGCUCACCGUGCGCUUCAGGCAGUGCUCCUUCCCGGACUUCGACGUAAGCUUCGUGUGCCUGGGCGACUGGGAGAACCCCCGGGGAGGGGACCGCUUCCUCGCCCUCAUGGAUCUCCGGCAGGACCCGGAGUCCAGGCCCCGGUACCGAUGCGGGCUGUACCGCGAGGAGCCCGGCACGGGCAGGGUGUACGUGUCCCUGUCGUCGGACUCCACGUGCAGCACCCAGCUGAGCUCGGCCACCAGCGGCUACGAGUCCCUCAUCCUGACGCCUGUGGCGGAGCGCAGCCUGCCGGCCGAGGUGGAGUCCGCCAAGUGCCGCUUCCCGGACUGGAGCCAGGGCCCCUGGGACCGUGUCAGCGUCCAGGGGGGCACAUUCGUCUUCAGGGACACCCAGCGCUUCGUCACACUCACGGCGCGCUGCGUCGCCCGCCAGAGCGGCAGCGGCGACCUGCUCGCCGUCCACGGGGUCACGCAGUGUGGGGAAGAGCUGUACUACUGCCUGCGGCUCCGGCGGCGAUCCCUGAACGUCAUGGAGUUCCAACUCGGUUCCAGUCCGAACGGCCACUUGUCGGACAGCCUGUGCAGUGACGAGCAGUUCGCGGACACCGCCUGGGUCACCCAAGGAAGGGGCCAGGCGUCGACGGCGGGCUGCCCGAUCACGGGCGACUACACGGGCGUCAUCCCAGGCACCACGGGCCUCUGCGCCCGCGUGGCCUCGGACUGCAACAACCCCGACGUGAUGUUCUACUCAGUGAGCAGCUGCGACAACAAGAGCCACGUGUACGAAGGUGAGUCCCUCCCCGAGGCGCCGUCCCCCGGCUGGCUGACGCGCGUCUGUCACGCAGAGCGGGAGUACCGCUGCCUGGGCAGCUGGCAGGAGGACGGAGUGACCUACACCCACACCCAGCGGAGGGACAUCCCGGGCUACCAGUGCUUCGUGAGUGCCCGUUCCCUCUCGCUUUCUUCCUGGUGGCCGGGCCAGUGCCGCUCACCGCCGGCCCUUUCGCAGUCCGGGAAGAUCAUCCGCCGCGGGGAGGAGGCCUACAUCAAGGAGGCCGGAGAGAGCUGCGUCCGCGGAGAGGACCCGCUGCUGUACGGCAUGAAGAUCUCCAAGCAAGCCUCGUGCAACGCCCUGGCCCCAGAGCCGCCCCCGCGGAGCCCCGUGGCGGAGGUCCCUCCGUACCGCAAGGCGAGCAGCCGACCCCCAGGACCUUUGGUGCCCCCGCUGCACCCAAACACGCACGACCCUUACUGGUACCGGGCCGACGCCCCCAGCACCAAGACAUGGAAGGCUGCCACGGGUCGGCCGAGACUCAACGAGAUCCCAGGGAGCAGCAGCGGUGCCGUGGCCAGCGGCUGCAUCGGGCUCUUCUGGCUCCCGGCCGUCCUGGUGACGCUUCGCUGGACCGCUGCCAGCUGAGGACUCCGCGACGUCGCGAGUCCCGCUAGUUCCAAGCUGUGAUAACAGAGGACGCUUCCGCCCUCGGCGGCGACCCAUCCAAGUGGUACAAAAGGUGCUCUUCCCCGAGUGACCGCACGCAGACGCACUGCCGCCCCCACCGACGCCGAAGCCGUCCUCGUCGACGGACCUCCUCGCGACCAGCGGCCAAAUGGCGCCGCCCCUUCUCCGGUGGGACACCCCGCAUCCGUUCGGCGGGCACCUUCUCAGUCCGGGUCGUCCGAGAGGUCGGCGACGUCGCCAAAGAGUCUCGCGUCACCCGCCUAAUCCCCGCAGAAGCACGUCUGCGAACACUUUGUCCUUGUGCCGACUCUUCCGAGUCCGUCGGCUCUUCGGCCAUCCCUCGUUCAUCUCGCGAGAGUGUAAAUAGCUGUACAGCGCUGGCGCUUGCAUUAGCCACGGGCCCCUCCCGCCGGUCUGGAAACCCCGUGCGGCGGGCGGGCCUCGCCGAAGGAGACCCUGGAAACCGCCUUCUUCCGGGGAAUGCCGGAGGCUCUUUUAUUUAUUCCUCGGACGCGUCAUCUCCAGGCAUCCAUAGUCGUCUCGCAAUAAACCCAGCCUCGAUUGUUCGAGGUGCCUCUUCGAAAA